AUGGAUAAUUUCUCUGAGGUGACUUCUUUUUUCAUGUCUGAUUACAAUGAAUUGAAGGAGAUGAAGCCAGUGUACUUCUGUAUGUUUCUGAUUAUAUAUAUUGUUAUAAUUGCUGAAAAUGUGGCAUUAAUCUGUGUGAUCUAUCGUGAAAAAAGCCUGCAUGAGCCGAUGUAUUUGCUGCUGUGUAACCUGGCUGUGAAUGCUCUGUAUGGAAGCACUGCCUUGCUGCCAGCAGUGCUUAGCAUCCUGCUGUCACACUCAUAUGAGAUAACGCUACCACUAUGUCAGACGCAGAUCUACGCUGUACACACAUUUGGCAUGACUGAAUUCACAAUUCUAGCAGUGAUGAGUUAUGACAGAUAUGUGGCCAUUUGUUACCCACUGCCAUAUCAUGCAAUAAUGUCACAGAGGCUUGUUAAACUCAUUGUUUUCAUGUGGCUUUACCCGUUGCUGGCGUUUUUAAUUGUUUUCAGUUUCACUCUUGACCUGAGGUUUUGUAACAGAAAUAUAGAAAAGCUGUACUGUUUUAAUUACAUACUGGUGAAACUUGCUUGUACAGAUACCUCUGCUGUUAACAUAGUUGGCCUACUCUCUGUAGGUUUAUAUACACUUCCACUGCUUGUGAUGAUCUUUUAUUCAUAUGGACACAUCCUAAGGAUAUGUGCGUUGUCCUUCAGCAAAUCCAGGUUCAAAGCCCUGAAGACUUGCACCCCCCACCUACUAGCAAUAAUUAACUACUCUAUCGGAUGCUUUUUAGAAAUAGCACAGAGUCGAUUCAAUAUUAGUAGCAUGCCUCAUGGACUGAGGUUGUUUUUAUCUAUUUACUUUUUGAUUUUUCCUCCCAUCCUUAAUCCAGCAAUCUAUGGUUUGAGUAUCCAAAGAAUAAGAGUACGACUGUUUAGGCUUUUCAGCAGAAAAAGUAGGCAAGUACAAUUUAUGUAG
Messenger RNA from Scophthalmus maximus (turbot), 942 nucleotides. RefSeq names its product olfactory receptor 52Z1-like. NCBI's taxonomy places the organism in Eukaryota, Metazoa, Chordata, Actinopteri, Pleuronectiformes, Scophthalmidae. Gene Ontology annotation, cellular component: membrane. Gene Ontology annotation, molecular function: olfactory receptor activity; G protein-coupled receptor activity. Gene Ontology annotation, biological process: G protein-coupled receptor signaling pathway. The record is from RefSeq and is a predicted model, not a curated record. The transcript has a single exon. Bases 1 to 942 code for a protein of 313 amino acids.